CGCUCACUAACCUUUUCCUUUUCUCUCUCCACCAUUUUACACACACUAACGUCUCCAUUUCUUCCAUUCAAAUUCCUCCUCUCUCUCUCUCUCUCUCUCUCUCUCUCCUCAGUCCUCACUCUUCCACACAAAUUCCUUAAAGAUUAACGGUAACAAACAAAUCGAAACAAAACGGAAGUAAAAGGGAGGAAACCCUAGCUUACUGCUGUUGGAAUUGUGAAGAUGAAUCAGUAUCACAUCUACGAAGCCAUUGGCCGCGGCAAAUACUCGACUGUAUAUAAAGGAAGAAAGAAGAAGACAAUCCAGUAUUUUGCUAUCAAGAGUGUGGAUAAAACUCAGAAGAACAAGGUUCUUCAAGAAGUUAGAAUUCUCCACUCUUUAGAUCACCCUAAUGUUUUGAGGUUUUACUCCUGGUAUGAAACAUCGGCUCAUUUGUGGCUUGUGUUAGAAUAUUGUGUCGGAGGAGAUCUGAUGAACCUGUUGCUUCAGGAUACUAAAGUACCGGAAGAUUCAGUUCACGAUAUGGCUGUUGGGCUCGUUACAGCUUUACAGUUCUUACAUUCAAAGGGGAUAAUCUAUUGUGACUUAAAGCCAUCAAAUGUGUUGUUAGAUGAAAAUGGAUGUACAAAGCUAUGUGACUUUGGAUUGGCGAGGAAAUUGAGUGAUAUAUCUAAAACACCUUUUUCUCAGUUACCACAAGCAAAGCGUGGGACUCCAUGUUACAUGGCUCCUGAGUUAUUUCAGGAUGGAGGAGUUCAUUCUUUUGCAUCGGAUCUCUGGGCUCUGGGUUGUGUACUUUUUGAGUGUUAUGCUGGAAGGCCGCCAUUUGUUGGAAAAGAACUUACACAACUGAUUCAAUCAAUUCUUUCUGAUCCAACUCCAACACUCCCGGGAUCCCCAAGCCGUCCUUUUGUUAACCUGAUCAAUUCUCUCUUGAUUAAAGAUCCUGCUGAAAGAAUCCAGUGGGCAGAGCUCUGUAAUCAUGCCUUUUGGAAGUCAAAGUUUGAUCUGUUGCCUCUACCUUCUCAGCCUGCUUUUAUGAAUAUGAUUGAGCUUUCAUCUAAGACAUGUCUAUCAGAGCGCAACAGUGACAGGCCGUACAAGACCCCAAACAAAUUCGAAAAAGAUUCUAUCUCAAAAGGAACCAUUAAGGAGAAUGAAAGUUCCGAGAUCAGGAAACCUGAAACACCGGUAAAAGGAGCAUUUAGCACUCGAAAAACACAAACAAAGGCUUCCAGCAAGGUAGCUGAUGACAGACGCAAGGACAUUCCAAAUGCAAGAGGAGUCAAUCUUCUGAGGCUUUCAAGGAUUGCAAAAACAAAUUUACAGAGGGAAAAUGAAAAGGAAAACUACCGUCGGCCCCUGCCUAAUGGUCAGGACAAUGAUGCUGAAGUUGAAAUAAAAAAUAAUGACAUGGAACUUGAUUUUAAUGAGAAUCCAGAAGAGGAGGUUAACGAUGAUGCUGAUGUAUCAGAAAAUGUAGGUUCUUCUGAACCAAAUUUGUCAGCUCCAAAUCAGGAUUAUGGGAAAACUGACUAUAUGGAUAGCACCAGAAGUGACUCAGAGCUAUCACCUGCAAUUAGUACUCCUGUCUCGGAUAACUUGAAAAACUCUGAGCAAGAAGAGCAUGUUGUAACACCAAUGCCACCAGAUUCAAGUCCUCAACCAAAAACAGCAAGAGUGAAGGAUACUCCCAUGUCCCUUGAUUCUUCUGACUGCUUGAAAACAUCUACAAACAUCUCAGAGGUGCUUUGGCAUGCUUCUGACCUCUCUGUCAGACCAGUGAUGCCUAGCAAAAAAUCCGAUAAAGGAUUAGAUGCCGUACCAUUUAUUCCAUUUGAUGCUCUUUCAGCUGCUGAAUUUGUCAAAUUGUCCAAUGGGCAGCUGGAUAGUAUGAAUAAUAGGAUCAUUGGUAUCAUCAGUGGGAAUACUGCAGUUGGUGAGAAGCAAAGUGUGGUAAAAUACCUGGAAAUGUUAAGCAGUAAUGCAGAUGCUGCUAACAUUUUGACUAAUGGACCAAUUAUGCUGGUCCUUGUCAAAGUGUUCAGACAAUCAAAGACAUCUGCUUUGCGAGCUCAACUUGCUUCACUGAUGGGCUUGUUAAUUCGACAUUCUACUUUUAUUGGAGAUGAUCUGGCGAAUUCUGGGAUUUUAGGUUCUCUAACAGAUGGCCUGAGAGAUAGGCAAGAAAAAGUUCGGAGGUUUUCCAUGGCUGCUUUGGGAGAAUUGCUUUUUUAUAUAUCUACUCAGAAUGAGCAACAAAAGGUGGGUAAUCCACCAGAAUCUCCAUCUAAAGAUAACCGCCCAUCAUCUGGCUGGCAGGUCACAAAUGCACUGAUCUCCUUGAUUUCAUCUGUCUUGCGCAAUGGGGAAGAUGAUAUGACUCAACUUUAUGCACUAAGGACAAUAGAGAAUAUUACUAGUCAAGGAGGGUACUGGGCGACACGCUUCACCAGUCAAGAUGUAAUUAGUAACCUUUGUUUUAUAUAUAGAGCCCCGGGAAAACCAGAAAGCAUGAGACUCACAGCAGGUUCUUGUUUGGUGCGUCUAGCUCGUUUUAACCCUCCGUGCAUCGCGCGCAUUCUGGAGAAGAUUUCAUUCAAGGACAUUGUGUCAGUCCUGAUAAAAGGCAGCCCAAGGGAACAGCAAAUUCGCUUAAACCUUCUGAACAUGGCUAUGAUUGAAAUCACAAACAUCGGAAAGUACCUUCUUUCUUUGGGGGAAGACAAGAGUACUGUUCCGAAUCUUGUUGCUCUGAUUGAGCAGGGAAGUGAAAUAUUGAGGGGAAAGGCUCUUAUUUUUGUGGCCUUGCUUUGCAAAAAUGGAAGGAGGUGGCUGCCUCAAUUCUUUUGCAAUGCGAGACUUUUAUCAAAUGUGGAUAGGUUGUUAAAGGAGAAGGACACCUUUGUUCAGCAGUGUCUGAAUGUGUUUGCACAUGUUGUGGCUUCAGUUGUGCCAAGUUUAUUGGACACUGUUAUCGCAGAGGUUCAGCAACUGUUGGGUGGGCGACGCCGUGGACAGUUUACUCCUACUAGAAAUCCUCCAAAGAGCAACAUUCAUUUGUUCCCUGUGAUUUUAAACCUUCUUGGAAGCUCUUUAUUUAAGCAUCGGGUGGUCAGUUCUCAAGUUCUACAGCAAUUUGCGCAUCUACUAAAGCUGGCUGAGUCACCUUUCCAGGGAAGGGAUGAGUUCCAAAUUACACUCCUAAAAGUGCUCGAGUGUAUUGCAGAAGAACCUCCCAUCAUUGAACAAAGCUCUGAGGUUUUUACCCAGCAAAUUCUUCCCAGUCUGGCCGUUCUAUAUAAGGGCAACAAGGAUGGUGAUGCUAGAUUUUUGUGCUUAAAGAUAUUGUUUGAUGCAAUGGUCAUAUUUCUAAAUGGAACCACACAGAAUGAGAAAAGGGUUGAGGACUUAAAAUCCAUAUCUAAUUCUCAUUUUCUCCCUCUCUACCCUUCUUUGGUUGAAGAUGAAGAUCCCAUUCCUAUGUAUGCUCAAAAACUUCUUGUGAUGCUUAUUGAAUACGACUACAUUAAGAUUUCAGACAUACUUCACACCAAGACUGUCUCUCAGUGCUUUGAGUUUCUGCGCGGUGAUUUCUCAACAGCAAAUGUUAGCAAUGUCAUGCUUUGUUUUGCUCUAGCAUCUGCCCCCGAACUGGAGACCAAGAUACUUUCCCAACUGAGAGUUGUCAGGAAGAUUGGGAACCUUCUGGAGUUUGUGUGCGCUAAGGACAUGGAAGAUUUCGUCGAACCUACUCUCAACCUUUGCAGGGCAUUGCUUUUGCGUCCAGUUAGCGGUAGUAAAGGCUUCAUUCAAGGAAAAGAAGUUAAUCUACUUUAUGAUAAUUCUUCAGAGGGACCUAUUGCCUUUAAUCAGCAAGAAUGUAUUAGAGAUAUAGCAGACUUUGGUGACAAUGUUGGAGUCCUGCUAGAGCUAACCAAAUCUCAGGAGAGGAACGUCUCAGACUUGGCUUCUGAAUGUUUAAUUUUGCUGUUCAAGACAGCCCCAAGGGAAGCUACUACAGGUUUUCUUACAAAUCUCCCUAAGGUCUCUGCCAUCUUAGAUUCUUGGAACCAAGUCUUUCCUCAACAUUUGGUGCAGCGAAUCCUCCACGCUCUUGGUUAUUCUUGUCGACAGUAUCUGUCAUACUCAAUGAUAUUGUCAUUGAGCAUACCUGAGAUACAGAAAAUUGAAGCAAUUGUUUGCGAUAUAAGAAAAUCAGGUGCAGCUACUCUUGCAGAUGCUGCAUAUCAAGUAGCAAUAGAGUUGCAGAGGCUGCCUCGCCGCAUCUGAGUUUGGUAAUUAAGUCUCCAAUAUCUGCUGCAUUUUCUAGUUCACUUGCAUUUAAGUUCCAAUAAUCUCAUAUCUUUUUCUUUCUUUGCCAGAGUUGAACAGGAAUUUGAGUUAUGCUAUGAGGAAAACAUAACUUUCUCAAGGCUUACUGCAGUCUUCGAAUUAACCAAUUUCUCCACUUUCAACGGGAAUCCAGGAUCAGGUUUCAGUGUUGAAAAGGAGACUGGGAAGAACACAAAGAAAAUUAAGUGUCCUGAGCUGCAACACCCGAGCAAGUAAUAACCAACCUCUAUAUGUACGUAUACUUCAACGACUUAAAUGUACUAAGUUGACUAUUCAUUACUUGAUUCCAGUUAAAAGUUUUUGCUACCUUUUUACUGUAAGUCGGCCAGCCUUCUAUAAUGUGUAUAAAAUUAAAAUUGAAGGUGUUACUAGUAAAAGAAGUUAUAAUCUCCUCCUUCUGCUUCAAAUUAUUAAUCUCCUCAGAUUGGUUAGAAAAAAAUUUACGAUAGCUGAUAUCAGUCAUCGUAACUGUGAUGCUGUUUUUUAAUUGCUUACCAUUUGGUUGGAGAGCGUUGAGUUUAAAACACCAUUUUAUCGAGGAAUUAGUAAGAAGUUGAAAUAGAAACCCCAAG
This is a messenger RNA of Oldenlandia corymbosa var. corymbosa, 4928 nucleotides long. The record is from the annotation of a GenBank genome assembly. Lineage: Eukaryota; Viridiplantae; Streptophyta; Magnoliopsida; Gentianales; Rubiaceae.